Molecule: messenger RNA, 669 nt
Organism: Chlorella variabilis
Lineage: Eukaryota; Viridiplantae; Chlorophyta; Trebouxiophyceae; Chlorellales; Chlorellaceae
Exons: 7
Coding region: 1-669 (222 amino acids)
Biological process (GO): protein peptidyl-prolyl isomerization
Molecular function (GO): peptidyl-prolyl cis-trans isomerase activity
Source: RefSeq, a predicted model, not a curated record
AUGAAGGCAUUCACGGCCGCCACCACCGUGGCCCGCGCCUGCCAGCUGCCCCGCACCGCCCAGCGCGCCAGGGCGCAGCUGCAGUCCACGGCCCGCAUCAGCAGCGGCGCCGCCGCGCUGCGCAGGCAGCAGGGCAGCGCCGCCCUGUCGGCCCACCUGACCGCGGUGCGCACCGUGGCGGCUGCCGCCGGCCCCACCGUCACCAAGAAGGUCUUCUUUGACAUCUCCAUCGGCGACAAGCCCGCGGGGCGCGUGGUGAUGGGGCUGUACGGCGACGACGUGCCCAAGACCGCCGAAAACUUCCGCGCUCUGUGCACUGGCGAGGCCGGCUUUGGCUACAAGGGCUGCGGCUUCCACCGAGGCGGCGACUUCACCGCAGGCAACGGCACCGGCGGCAAGUCCAUCUACGGCCGCACCUUCCCCGACGAGUCGUUUGUGCACAAGCACACCAAGCCGGGCCUGCUGAGCAUGGCCAAUGCGGGCCCCAACACCAAUGGCAGCCAGUUCUUCAUCACCACCGUGCCCACCCCCUGGCUGGACGGCCGCCACGUCGUCUUCGGCGAGGUCAUGGAGGGCUACGAUGUGGUCGAGGCGAUCGAGGCCACCCCCACCGGUCCCAUGGACAAGCCGCGCUCAGCAGUCACGAUCAAAGACUGUGGUGAGCUCUAG